Chelmon rostratus (copperband butterflyfish) is the source of this 2849-nucleotide messenger RNA. It is a transcript of the gene ppp2r5b, whose product is annotated as protein phosphatase 2, regulatory subunit B', beta. The transcript has 13 exons. NCBI's taxonomy places the organism in Eukaryota, Metazoa, Chordata, Actinopteri, Chaetodontiformes, Chaetodontidae. Gene Ontology annotation, cellular component: protein phosphatase type 2A complex; nucleus; cytosol. Gene Ontology annotation, molecular function: protein phosphatase activator activity. Gene Ontology annotation, biological process: signal transduction; protein dephosphorylation. Bases 1 to 1578 code for a protein of 525 amino acids. The record is from RefSeq and is a predicted model, not a curated record.
AUGGAGACGACCAAGCUGCCUCCGUCCAGCCCGUCCUCGCCGACCACCAGCUUCUCGGUGCCGUCCGCGGAGAAGGUGGACGGGUUCCCGCGCAGGUCGAUGCGCAGAGCCCGACAGAGGAGGUCCCACAGCUCGUCCCAGUUCCGCUACCAGAGCUCCCAGGUGGAGCUCACCCCGCUGCCCCUGCUCAAAGACGCCCCGGUGGCAGAGUUACACGACCUGUUCUGCAAGAAGCUGCAGCAGUGCUGCGUGCUGUUUGAUUUCCUGGACUGCGUGGCUGACCUGAAGGGGAAGGAGAUCAAACGUGCGGCGCUCAACGAGCUGGUGGAGAGCGUGGCCACAAGCAGAGGAGUCCUCAUAGAGCCUCUGUACCCAGAGGCUAUAAAGAUGAUCUCGGUAAAUAUCUUCCGGACUCUCCCACCCAGCGAGAAUCCAGAGUUUGACCCAGAGGAAGACGAGCCGACACUCGAAGCCUCCUGGCCGCACCUGCAGCUCGUGUACGAGUUCUUUCUGCGAUUCCUGGAGAGCCCGGACUUCCAGCCCUCCAUGGCUAAACGCUACGUUGACCAGAAGUUUGUCCUGCAGCUCCUGGAGCUGUUUGACAGCGAGGACCCCAGGGAGAGGGAGUACCUAAAGACCAUCCUGCACCGUGUCUAUGGAAAACUACUGGGCCUCCGAGCCUACAUCCGCAAACAGAUCAACAACAUCUUCCUCAGGUUCAUAUAUGAAACUGAGCACUUCAACGGAGUGGCGGAGCUUCUGGAAAUCCUCGGCAGCAUCAUAAAUGGCUUCGCCCUGCCCCUGAAGGCUGAACACAAGCAGUUCCUGGUCCGGGUUCUCAUCCCGCUACACACAGCAAAGUCCCUUUCCAUCUUCCACGCACAGCUGGCCUACUGUGUGGUGCAGUUCAUGGAGAAAGAUGCUACAGUGACUGAAUACAUCAUCAGAGGGCUGCUCAAGUACUGGCCAAAAACCUGCACGCAGAAAGAGGUGAUGUUCCUGGGGGAGAUUGAGGAGAUCUUGGAUGUGAUCGAACCAUCUCAGUUCAUCCGGGUGCAGGAGCCGCUCUUCAAACAGAUCGCAGCCUGUAUCUCCAGCCCUCACUUCCAGGUAGCGGAGCGGGCUCUUUACUUCUGGAACAACGAGUACAUCCUCAGUCUGAUAGAGGAGAACUGUCAAGUCAUCCUGCCGCUGGUAUUCGCCACCCUCUACAGAGUCUCCAAGGAGCACUGGAACCAGACCAUUGUGUCUCUGAUCUACAACGUGCUGAAGACCUUCAUGGAGAUGAACAGCAAGUUGUUUGAUGACCUCACUGCCUCCUACAAAGUGGAGAAACAGAAGGAGAUGAAGCGAGAGAGGGAGCGUGCAGAGCUCUGGCGAGGCCUGGAGGAGCACCAGGAACGCCGGAUGCAGAUGCUUACCGAGGCUGCCAGGAACCAGCGCAACCUCCAGGAGCGAGGCGAGAGAGGGGACCCGCCGACCCCUUCGUCCCCGCAGACGGCUCACUCUGACCAGCCCGAGCCAAAGCCCAGCGGGGCCUCUUCCUCCUCCUCCGGAGGUGGGGAGAGCGCCACCUAGGUGCUACUCCACAUGUAUUGGAUAACACAGGGGUUAGGGGACAGGGAGAAGACAUGAGGUUGAUGGUGAAAAUGUUGGGAGAGGUCAGACAGGAAAGGUGCAAAACAGAUCUUUUUAUCUUGUAUCACUGAGGGGGUGGCUUUUUGUGAAAAAGUGUGCAAACUCAGUGAUCCGAGGUAAAGACUGUACCUUUUUUCUGACAGAGUUGUGUGAAACUGGUUCACUUUUUGCUGUACACACAUCAUGUUGCAGAUCAGAAGAUGAAUAUUGUCCAAAAGUGCUGACUGUCGUUUUAAUUAACGGCUGGUGUAUCAAACUGCAGGUCAGUACCCAAAAUUGGUAGCUGUCCUGCUUCAAAUCAGCCUGAAAAUAAGAGAUCAAAUUUCUCUUUUGGUGCAACACUAACCAAGUUUAACAUGUGUCUAACUUGUCUUGAUAUUUAACCAACCGAGUCAGAGUCUGUACUGUGGCCUCGUAUUUAUCUUUUGGUCAGAGAUGCUUAUUUCAUGCGUGGAUAGCACAAUGCAUUAAUAAACAAAAGAAGCAAUUUCACACAAAUGUCCCAAAAUUAUUCCGGCACAGACCAGACACGCAAACCCUCUCUGACACUCACACACACACACACACACACACACACAGGUACAUAUUUAGUGUAAAUAUGAGAAGACAGAGAGAGAGUGUAUCCAGGUCAGACAAAUCUCACACACCAACAAUCGAUUGAUUGAUGCACCAAAAUAUUUCCCACUGUUUCUUUUUGGCACACACUCACAUUCAUGCAGACACAUGGACGCGCACACACACACAGACACACACACACACACACACACAGCUGGUUCUGGUGCUAACUCCUCUCCCAUUCUGUCGGGUUCCACCAAAGGACGAGCCUAAAGUCCCUCAAGGUUAAAUAACCACUGAUGAAGAUGAUGAUAAUGAUAUAAAGUACAAUACUGUUCCUUCUUCUUACUUGUUACUCUACUACUACUACUCUACUCUAAGUACUACUGAUGAUGAUGAUGAUGAUAAUGUUUUUAUAUAUAUAUACAUAUGUCUCUGGAUAUUUCUGUAGUGUAUUAUGGGAGAAACACUAGUGUAGCAGAUACCAUAAAGGGGAAGGCCGGCUCGAAUUCUGAAUUCACAUCACAUCUUAACUGUAUGAGGCCAUAAUGUGAGUGCUGAAAUUCAGCGGAAUUCCCCUUUAACAGACCUUAAAGAGGGGAGGAAUGAACUGGAUCAGCUGCGGCUGUUUUUCUUUUCUUUUGAAAUUUUGGAUG